Molecule: messenger RNA, 1708 nt
Organism: Lampris incognitus (smalleye Pacific opah)
Lineage: Eukaryota; Metazoa; Chordata; Actinopteri; Lampriformes; Lampridae
Gene: six2a
Product: SIX homeobox 2a
Exons: 2
Coding region: 116-988 (290 amino acids)
Biological process (GO): regulation of transcription by RNA polymerase II
Cellular component (GO): transcription regulator complex; nucleus
Molecular function (GO): RNA polymerase II cis-regulatory region sequence-specific DNA binding; DNA-binding transcription factor activity, RNA polymerase II-specific
Source: RefSeq, a predicted model, not a curated record
AGAGAGAGAGAGAGAGAGAGAGGGGAGAGACAGCAGGGGGGAGAGAGAGAGAGAGGGGAGACGUGGAAGUUAUAGGCACAGCACGAUCUGUCUGUUAUCGGUCUGCUUUGCGGCCAUGUCUAUGCUCCCCACGUUCGGCUUCACGCAGGAGCAAGUGGCGUGCGUCUGCGAGGUCCUCCAGCAAGGGGGGAACAUCGAGCGGCUGGGGCGCUUCCUGUGGUCUCUCCCCGCCUGCGAGCACCUCCACAAGAACGAGAGCGUCCUCAAGGCGAAAGCCGUGGUGGCCUUCCACCGGGGCAACUUCCGAGAGCUCUACAAGAUCCUGGAGAGCCACCAGUUCUCGCCGCACAACCACCCCAAGCUGCAGCAGCUGUGGCUCAAGGCGCACUACAUCGAGGCCGAGAAGCUGAGGGGCCGCCCGCUGGGGGCCGUGGGCAAGUACCGCGUCCGGAGAAAGUUCCCCCUGCCCCGCUCCAUCUGGGACGGGGAGGAGACCAGCUACUGCUUCAAGGAGAAGAGCAGGAGCGUGCUGCGGGAGUGGUACACGCACAACCCCUACCCCUCCCCGCGGGAGAAGAGGGAGCUGGCGGAGGCCACGGGGCUCACCACCACGCAGGUCAGCAACUGGUUCAAAAACCGGCGGCAGAGAGACCGGGCGGCCGAGGCCAAAGAGAGGGAAAACAACGAGAACUCCAACGCCAACAGCCACAACCCAUUGACUUCUUCCAUGAAUGGAAAUAAAACUAUAUUGGGGAGUUCGGACGACGACAAAACGCCCUCGGGGACGCCGGAUCACACGUCCUCUAGUCCGGCCAUGCUGCUGGGCUCCAACCCCGGCCUACCGCCCCUGCACGCGCUGGCGCCUCCGCCGGGCCCCAGCGCCGUCCCCGUGCCCAGCUCGGAUUCGGUGCACCACCACCACCACUCGCUGCACCACGACACCAUACUGAACCCUAUGUCUUCUAAUUUGGUGGACCUGGGCUCCUAAAACAAGCGGCGGGUCGGGGCGGAGGAGACGCCGUGUGGAAAAGUAACUCUUCUUCUUCUUCUCUUGUUUUUUUUUCUUGUUUUUUACUCGGAGGCAUGAAACAGUUGCUCAAGCACUUGCGGCAAGGUGCAAAGGCGGACACGUGGGGAGGAGAGUCGCGCGUUGAGGCUGAUGUGAUGCGCGCGCGCACACUCUCUCUCUCUUUCUCAGACACACGCACGCACGCGCGCGCGGUGAAGCGGUUUAAGGGCGAUUAGGUAAAAAAAAUAAAAUAAGUAUUUUACCGGAAUGUAAAACAAAGUAACAGGUUAUAUUGUUGAAAACAAUAAAAUGUCUUAAUGGUUGUUACUAUUAAUUAUCCUUGUUGCUUUAGGGGCUCGUAGAGCCGGGCUGUGGAUGUACCCACACACCCGCAGGCGCCAUCGCCCCUCAUGUUUACACAGGGUUUCCAACAGAGCCAUACACCCUUUCUUUUGUUUUGUUUUGUUUUGUUUUUUGUUUUGUUUUGUUUUGUUUCGGGGUUAUCAUUCAAGUGUCUUAUAUCUCAGCAAGCGAGAAGGUGAAAUAUCUUAAUCUCUUGAUAUUAUAAUUAUUAUUAUUUGUAUUUUCAUUUGGAGAAAAAAAAGACUGCAUGUAAACUUUGCGAUAAAUAAUAAAACAUAAACGAAACCAGUCACCUAUAGUUUCCUAUUAAGCCUUUACAAUAAAAGAAGCAGAACA